Messenger RNA from Sycon ciliatum, 2674 nucleotides. RefSeq lists its product as uncharacterized. NCBI's taxonomy places the organism in Eukaryota, Metazoa, Porifera, Calcarea, Leucosolenida, Sycettidae. Bases 151 to 1896 code for a protein of 581 amino acids. The record is from RefSeq and is a predicted model, not a curated record. The transcript has a single exon.
GAAGCAACUUGGGACAUGUCCCAUCCUCGAUUAUAAUAAAUUAUUAUUGUUUUCAAAUUGAUAUUAGAGUUUUCUUCCCCUUCUUCUUGCGCUUGUUCCUUGCCAAGCAGUCCGCUUUUUGCAUUUCUGUAGUCUGUGUCCAUUGUGGUGAUGGGUAUAUGUUCUAUUGCCCGCUGUACGAAGCGGACGGGUCGAGAUAAAAUCAAGAGGUUUUCUCUUCCCAAUGUGAACUCGAAAACGAAAAGUGCUGACAUCGAACUGGUCAAGGAGAGGCGACGGCUGUGGAUUGCAGCGAUAGCCAGAGCAGACCUAGUUGGGAAGACAUUGGAUGAUGCUCGUGUUUGCAGCGAUCAUUUCAUUUCCGGCCGCCCUUCUGAACUCUGGGACAAAACAAACCCAGAUUGGGUUCCUUCGAAGAAUUUGCCUGGUCCUGGCAAAAGGAAGGCGAGUGAGGAGCAGGUAGUGGAGCGUUAUGCCCGUCGCAAAGCCAGACAGAGAGUGGAGGAGGCCCAUUCAGAGGCUGCAGCUUCAUUGGAUGUCAAUGAUCCGCCACAUCUGUGUGAUGUUGGCGUUGCCUCGUUACAACCACCACCAUCACCUGAUGCUGGGCCUGCUGCUUUGGAUCUGUCACCGCCACAUGAUGUUGAUGAUGAGAGUGACGUCCUUGUGGAGGAGAGCAUGGAUUUAUCCAAUUUUCCACCUGGCCAGCUGGUUCAAGAGCUAGACUUUUCUGAAGAAGGCAGUAAGGACACCAAUGACAAAUGCGUGGGGACGUUGUUAUCUGGUGAUGAUAUAACAUUUGCCUUUCAAUCUUUAACGGAAGCCACCUUCUCACCUUCUUCCCUCCAUGCUCCAACGGCUAGCUCCAACAACUUGGACGUCCAGGUGCAGCUGGCCAGGCUAUCUACAGAGAACAAGGGCUUGCAAGAUAGGCUGACCAAGCUGACAGCGGAAUACAAGGUGCUUGAAGGCAAAUUGGCCAGUCACGCGCCGUUCACGCAAGCCAAGUUGCAAAAUGAUAGCGAUGUGCGGUUCUUUACGGGUUUGCCAACCUUCGAGAUGUUACUGGCUGUGUACGAGCAUGUGCGUGAGGGAAUGCCAGACUCAUUUGGCUGUGCCUUGUCCCCGUUUCAAGAGAUGGUUGUUGCCCUUGUGAAGUUACGGUUGGACUCAUCAUUACAAGACCUGGGCCAUCGGAUGGGUGUAUCGGCUGGCACCAUUUCCCGCAUUCUUACCAAAUGGUAUACAGCCAUGGACCGUCGACUAUCACAUUUGGUUGUCUGGCCAGGGAGGGAGGAGCUACAAGCGACAACACCAGUUUGUUUCAGGGAGGCGUUUGGCGUGAAAGUGUCAUCAAUCAUCGACUGCUUCGAAGUGUUCAUAGACAGGCCUUCAAACUUGUACACCCGUGCCCAGACAUGGUCGAACUACAAACAACAUAACACAAUUAAAGUGCUGAUUGGGAUCACCCCGCAAGGUGUCAUCUCCUUCAUCUCCGAGCCGUGGGGCGGGCGCGUCAGUGACAAGUAUCUAACCCAGCACUCUCAGUUCUUGUCAAACCUUUUACCUGGAGACAUUGUCCUUGCAGACCGUGGCUUUGACAUCCAGGAGCUAGUUGCCGUGCAGGGAGCCAAGCUCCACAUCCCAGCGUUCACAAGGGGUAAGAAGCAACUGUCGGCCGAUGAUGUGCAUACCACCCGCAGCAUCGCAAACGUGCGCAUCCACGUCGAACGAGUUAUUGGGAAUCUCCGCAAGAAAUAUUCUAUUUUGCGAGGAAUACUGCCGAUUGAUUUCCUGCGUAGUCGCUCUGGAGAUGACCGACCUUUGAUUUGCCGUAUCAUUCCUGUAUGUUGUGCCCUGACCAAUCUCUGUGAUUCGGUUGUGCCUUUCGAGUGACUACACCUGUUGCCUGCGCCGAUGACCCGUUUCGACUUCACUUGACUUGUCCACGGAGACGGUGGAGAGCCCGAACGUGAUGGCUGUAGAGUGUGUGUGUGUGUUUUGUUGUUGCUGAAAUCACAGUUGUCCUUUUUACAGUUUCCAGAUUUGCAAGUUACCUCUAUUGUAAUGACACUGCCAUAUCAUGAUCUUUUUUCGCUUCACUUGAUUUGUUCACGGUGACAGCGGAGACACCGAACAUGUUGGCUGUGGGCUUUUUCCUCUGUUGCUUGUAUCUUCUGAUCUUAUCCCGCAAUCUGAGAGCUGCCAUGCAGUCCCGUAGAUACAGUUUGAAAAAAUUUAUAACGAUUUACUCGUCUUGUGUCCCACAUACAUGUACAGACAACAUUGGUUACAACGACAUGCCUCCGGGCCUCAAAAUCUUGUCCCUAUAUCCGCUGUAUUGUUAGCUUGUGACAAUACACCAGGGGCUUCUUAGCAUGCAGCAAUACCUACUUCUCGCUUGACUUCAAUAUACAGCAAGCAGAGCAUGGGAUAUAUUUUCACUCCCUGCAUGGUUGAGACAAGCAAACACAAUGCUUUGUGAGGUAGUGGUAUUGUAUUGGACUGGGGAACAGCCAAGGAAGGAUGCCGCUUUUACGGACUAAUAUUAGCAGAUGUGGAGAGAUACUUGUACAAAACUACUACUCGUACGUCAGGCAGGCAAAGAAGAAAUCAAAUUUAGCAAAGAAAUUCAGAAAAUCAGAAAACAUUCGCGUUCAUGCUCUCCACAUUC